AUGCUCCCCACUAUCCUCUCCAUCACCCGCUUCAUCGCCGGCAUCGCGAUCAUGAUCCUGGACGUGGCCCAGUACUGGAAAGACAAAUUACUGUCGCGAUGGACCUCCCAAUCGCCGCGUCGGCAGCUGAUGCACCGUCUCGCCAACGCCCGGACGUUCGAGGAAUGGGAAUCCGCAGCCUUCGACCUGGAUGAGCUUCUCAGCAUCGAUCUAUGGCGUCAAAACCCUACCAGUCGUCACUACGACUAUCGGCUUAUCCUGCGACGGGUAGAGGCACUCUUGAGCGCCCGCGAGGACGACGAUAUCUUGACGCUCUGCAAUCUCCUGCGCUCCGGCCUCGUGCGCAAUUUGGGAAACAUCACGUCGCCGCGGCUCUUCCUGCAUGCGUACGCCGGCACCAAGUUCCUCAUAGACGACUACAUCACGCAGGUGGCCCUCUCCAUCCAGUACGUCACCGAGCUGCAGACCACCUCCAUCCACCAUGGCGAAUUCACCUCGCAGGCCAAGCUCGAGCUCCUGCACGACACGCGCCAGGCCUUCGGGCGCACCACCCUCGUGCUGCAGGGCGGAUCGAUCUUUGGUCUCUGCCAUCUGGGCGUGGUCAAGGCGCUGCAUCUCCAGGGCCUCCUCCCGCGCAUCAUCACGGGCACCGCGACGGGCGCCCUGAUUGCCGCUCUCGUCGGCGUCCACACCGAGGACGAGCUCCUCACGUUCCUCAACGGCGACGGCAUCGAUCUCUCGGCAUUCAACCGCCGCGGAGACAGAGACUCCGACCCCGCCGGCACGUGGCAGUCCUCCCUCAGCGACAGCCUCGCGACGCUCUGGCGCCGCACCCGCCGCUACAUCCAGAAGGGCUACUUCUUCGACGCCAGCGUCCUCGAGGACUGCGUGCGCACCAACCUCGGCGACCUCACCUUUGAAGAAGCCUACGCGCGCUCUAAGCGCAUCCUCAACAUCACGGUUGCCAUAUCUAGCAAAUCGGGGAGUCCCAAUUUGCUCAACUACCUAACUGCCCCGAACGUCACCAAGCUUAUUUGGUCCGCAGCAGUCGCCUCCAACGCCUCCAGCAGCAGCCUCUACCAACCGGUAACAAUCUACUGCAAAGACGAAACGGGCGCCAUCGUGCCGUGGCCACACUCGCAAGACGUGACCUUCCACUCCUGGCACCACGUGCAAUACAGCGAGCGCGAGUCGCCGCUCUCGCGCAUCGCCGAGCUCUUCAACGUCAACCACUUCAUCGUCUCGCAGGCGCGCCCCUACAUCGCGCCGUUCCUGCGCUCCAACCUCAGCGUCGCCGACCGCCGCCCCACCAGCCCCUGGAACCCGGCCGCCUUCAUCACCCGCCUCGUCGUGACCGAGCUGCACCUCCGCCUGCGCCAGCUCGACUCGCUCGGCCUCCUCCCGCAGGCCCUCGCCCGCCUGCUCAUCGAGGAAACCAUCCCCGGCUCCAGCCUCACCCUCGUGCCCGACCUGUCCCUCUGGGACUUCACCAAGCUAUACCAGAACCCCGCGCGCGGCAGUCUGGACCACUGGAUCCUCAAGGGCGAGCGCGGCGUCUGGCCGGCUGUCAGUGCGUUGAAGGUGCGCAGCGUGAUUGAGAUCGAGCUCGAUCGCGGGUAUCAGGUUGUGCGGAGAAGGCGGCCCGCGGGCGAGAACUCGUUCUCGUCGUACGCGCCGCCGCGGACGGCGCCGAUGCCGAAUGAGGGGCUCAAACGGCGGACUAGCGCUGGGCAGGGCGUAGAGAAUGACGGGUGA
This is a messenger RNA of Aspergillus terreus NIH2624, 1755 nucleotides long. RefSeq names its product triacylglycerol lipase family protein. The record is from RefSeq and is a predicted model, not a curated record. Gene Ontology annotation, molecular function: triacylglycerol lipase activity. Bases 1 to 1755 code for a protein of 584 amino acids. Gene Ontology annotation, biological process: lipid metabolic process. The transcript is spliced from 4 exons. Lineage: Eukaryota; Fungi; Ascomycota; Eurotiomycetes; Eurotiales; Aspergillaceae.